CCGACCCGACUAAUUACGUGAGCCCAUAUUAUACUACUCAAAGAAAAGAAAAAAAGAAGAAGAGAAAUGCAAGAUUUUGAUAGUGUCAGGAGAUUCAGAUCCAUCUCUAGGAUUCAACCGACGAGAACGAGAUCAUUGUCUCCUCAUCAUCUUCUGCACUGAAAUUAUGCGUCGAAUUUCUCCAUUAAAACCCUAAUUUUAUCCUCUUUCUUUCUCUCUCUUAAAUUAUUCAUCUGUCUGCAAAUUUUUUCAGCGUCGAUCGAAAAUGUAUAUGCCGUAUGGAUGGCCGUAUGUUAUGCCAAUUGAAUCAGGACUUUGUCCUUCUUCUCAACGAAUUAUAUAUCUUAAAGUUAUUAAUCAUUUAUUGCUCGUUGUUGCUCCUUCUCAUUUGGAGCUAUGGAGUUCUUCUCAGCAUAAGGUAAGGCUGGGGAAGUACAAAAGGGAUUCGAGGUCAAUCCAGACAGAAGGUGAGAAUGUACAGGCUGUGUGGAGUCCAGAUGCAAAAUUGGUUGCUGUUCUUACUUCUUCUUUCCACCUUCACAUAUUUAAGGUGCAAUUUUCUGACAAAGCUAUAAACAUGGGGGGAAAGCAGCCAUCAGCGUUGUUUCUUGCAAACAUUAAUCUUGUUCUGAAUGAGCAGGUCCCUUUUUCUGUCAAGGACUUAACAGUGAGUAAUAUUGUAUGUGAUAGUAAGCAUUUGCUGAUCGGACUCUCUAAUGGAUCUUUAUAUACUAUAUCAUGGAAAGGGGAGUUCUGUGGUGCUUCUGGUAUUGACUUCCACAUUGGUGAGAGUAAUGAGAACCUCACGGCACCUUAUUCCUAUGAAAAUGGUACUGCAACAGGAAGAAGUGUUGAGGAACAUCAACUAGGCCCAACACUAUAUGAGUUUUCUUCUAUUGUGAGGCUGGAGCUUUCACUAUUAUUGAGGAUACUAUUUGUUAUCUUCUCUGAUGGGAAGCUUGUACUCUGCUCUGUAAGCAAGAGGGGACUCAGGCAAGCCGAGUCUAUUAAACCUGAAAAAAUACUUGGUUCGGGUGAUGCUGUAUGUGUUUCAGUAGCUUCGGAUCAGCAAAUUCUUGCUGUUGGUACUAGAAGAGGGGUUGUUGAGUUGUAUGACCUGGCUGAUUCUGCUUCACUAAUGCGUACUGUUUCCUUGUAUGAUUGGGGGUAUUCUACCGAGGAUACUGGUCCUGUUAGUUGUAUUGCAUGGACGCCUGAUAAUUCAGCCUUUGCUGUUGGAUGGAAGCUUAGAGGACUUACGGUUUGGUCUGUCUCAGGAUGUCGUUUAAUGUCUACUAUACGUCAAGUUGGUUUGGGGUCUGUCUCUUCUCCAGUAGCUAAGCCAAACCCAGAUUGGAAAUAUGAACCGUUAAUGGCUGGUGCUGCAACACUACACUGGGAUGAGUAUGGAUACAGGUUGUAUGCGGUGGAGGAGAAUUCAUCAGAGAGAAUUCUUGCGUUCUCCUUUGGUAAAUGUUGCUUAAACAGAGGAGUUUCAGGCUCAACACAUGUUCGUCAAGUGAUCUAUGGUGAAGAUCGCGUUCUUCUUGUGCAGUCUGAGGAGACAGACGAGCUUAAAAUGUUGCAUCUUAAUCUUCCAGUCUCUUACAUUUCACAGAAUUGGCCAGUAUUACAUGUGGCUGCUAGCAUCGAUGGAACAUUCUUGGCAGUUGCUGGUCUUCAUGGGUUGAUAUUGUAUGACAUACGUCUUAAAAAAUGGCGGUUCUUUGGAGAUAUUACACAAGAACAGAAGAUCAACUGCAAGGGUUUGUUGUGGCUGGGGAAAAUUGUUGUUGUCUGCAAUUAUGUCGAUUCCUCCAACACGUAUGAGUUGCUAUUUUAUCCUAGAUACCACCUUGAUCAAAGCUCACUAUUGUGUAAAAAAUCGUUGCUGACAAAGCCGAUAGUGAUGGAUGUCUAUCAAGAUUAUAUACUUGUUGCCUAUCGCCCAUUUGAUGUACACAUCUACCAUGUGAAAUUAUCUGGUGAACUGACCCCUACAAGUAAUCCAGAUUUACAGCUUUCUACAGUACGAGAGCUCUCCAUCAUGACCGCAAAGAGCCCUCCAGCAUCUAUGCGCUUCAUACCAGAUCGAUUUUAUAAGGACUAUGCUUCAGUGAAUCAAAAGUCACCCCAAGAGCCUGUCAGAUGUUUGAUAUUGCGUGCAAACGGGGAUCUGUCCCUUCUAGAUAUGGAUGAUGGGCAUGAGCUGGAGCUAACAGAUUCUGUUGAACUGUUUUGGGUUACAUGUGGCCAAGCAGAUGACAAAGAAAAUCUCAUUGAAGAAAUUUCUUGGUUGGAUUAUGGUCAUCGGGGAAUGCAGGUCUGGUAUCCAUCGCCAGGUGCUGACCCUUUUAAGCAGGAAGACUUCUUGCAGCUGGAUCCUGAUCUGGAAUUUGAUCGUGAAAUUUAUCCAUUGGGACUUCUUCCAAAUGCUGGAGUAGUGGUUGGUGUUUGCCAGAGAAUGUCAUUUUCUGCUUGUACAGAGUUUCCAUGUUUUGAGCCAUCUCCCCAAGCACAAACAAUAUUGCAUUGCUUGCUUCGUCAUCUCCUUCAGAGGGACAAGAUUGAGGAAGCUUUGAAGCUGGCACAAUUAUCAGCAGAAAAGCUCCAUUUCUCCCAUUGUCUUGAGUGGCUCCUCUUUACAGUAUUUGAAGCUGAAAUUGCAAGGUUAAGCAUGAAUAAAAAUCAGAAGGCUGUCACCAUUCACAAGCCUAGUAAAACACUCCUGGAGAAAACAUGCGACUUGAUCAGAAAUUUCCCUGAAUAUCACAAUGUUGUCGUGAGCGUUGCUAGGAAAACGGAUGGUCGACAUUGGGCAGAUUUGUUUCCUGCAGCUGGUAGAUCAACAGAGUUGUUUGAGGAGUGCUUUCAGAGAAGAUGGUACCAAACUGCAGCUUGCUACAUCCUAGUUAUUGCCAAACUUGAAGGUCCUGCAGUCAGCCAGUACUGUGCUUUGCGCUUGUUACAGGCAACUCUUGAUGAUUCUUUGUAUGAACUUGCUGGGGAACUAGUGAGGUUUCUGAUGAGAUCUGGAAGAGAGUAUGAGCAGGCACCGACAGAAUCAGAUGGAAUUUCACCUAGAUUUUUGGGUUAUUUUUUGUUCUCUUCAAAGAAGCAGCCUUUUGAUUCCAAGAGCAGCACUCAUAAAGAGCAGAGUGCGCAUAUUGCUUCUGUUAGAAGCAUUUUGGAAAGCCAUGCUAGCUAUUUAAUGUCAGGGAAGGAGCUGUCGAAACUUGUUGCGUUUGUGAAGGGCACUCAAUUUGAUGUAGUGGACUUCCUCCAACGAGAAAGAUAUGGAUGUGCUCAUUUAGAAAAUUUUGCUUCAGGUCUUGAACUUAUUGGGCAAAAGCUUCAAAUGGGUACACUUCAGAGUCGGUUGGACGCAGAAUUUCUCUUGGCUCACAUGUGCUCUGUCAAAUUUAAAGAAUGGAUUGUUGUCUUGGCCACUCUCUUGAGAAGAUCCGAGGUACUCUUUGAUCUAUUUCGGCAUGAUGCGCGUCUAUGGAAAGCAUAUUGCAUUACUCUCCAGUCACAACCAGCAUUUGCUGAGUAUCAUGAUUUGCUCGAAGACCUCGAAGAAAGACUUUCAUCUGUUACAAAAUUUCAAGAGAUAUGACAUCAAAAUAGCAUAGUCGUUGGCUUUCAUUCCAACAUGGUUUGCAGGCUUCUGACUGUUAUCAGCUUGAAUUGGUAUGCUACCUAGGCAAAAAGCUCUGUUAACCUUGAAUGAUCAUUCUUCCACUUGAUAGGGUUUUACCUGUUUAUUAUGUGUAUGAGCAGCAAAAGUGUACCAUUCUUUUUUACUUUGUAACAUUAUUUUACCAUUUCAAUUAGAUUGAUAGCAUCUUUUCCGGUUGUACAUAGAAGCUAGAGUCUAGGAUGCAGCCGUGAAACCGUGGUUGCGGCCGGCAGUUUAGAAGCCUGGGUCAAUAUAUAGUUUGUAUACAGUAUACCCCUGUUUUUGUAUCAAUUGAAGGAUAUGUAUGUCCCAAAUAAAAUAGAAGGUUUUCAA
Messenger RNA from Beta vulgaris subsp. vulgaris (sugar beet), 4015 nucleotides. RefSeq lists its product as uncharacterized. The record is from RefSeq and is a predicted model, not a curated record. Gene Ontology annotation, biological process: intracellular protein transport; retrograde transport, endosome to Golgi. Gene Ontology annotation, molecular function: protein binding. The transcript is spliced from 23 exons. Lineage: Eukaryota; Viridiplantae; Streptophyta; Magnoliopsida; Caryophyllales; Amaranthaceae. Gene Ontology annotation, cellular component: cytosol; Golgi membrane; Ric1-Rgp1 guanyl-nucleotide exchange factor complex. Bases 266 to 3619 code for a protein of 1117 amino acids.